Messenger RNA from Arxiozyma heterogenica, 1116 nucleotides. RefSeq names its product Sfg1p (gene SFG1). The transcript has a single exon. Bases 1 to 1116 code for a protein of 371 amino acids. Lineage: Eukaryota; Fungi; Ascomycota; Saccharomycetes; Saccharomycetales; Saccharomycetaceae. The record is from RefSeq and is a predicted model, not a curated record.
AUGAAUACUCUUACAACUGCUACUUCCGUUAUUUCAUUUUCUUCUUUCAUAAGUAACGUCUCAAUAUCUACUCCGCCACAUAAAAAUUAUGAAAUUAAUUCGCUAACUAUACCAUCAACCCCAAACAAAAAGACAAAAAAUCAUAAUUUUCAUAGUGACAAUAAUAUAACAUUAACUCCAUCCAAACCACAUAAGUGUGGAAAAAAGAUAAACUCAUUUUCAAAGAAGGUACGAAAAAAUAAUGGGAAUAUUAGUAACAUUAAUUACGCUGGUAAUACUCAUGUUCCAAUAUUAUCACCUAUUCCAACAGAACUUCGUCACAGAAGAACAAUGAUAGACAGUUUUGAAGGAAUCUUAGGGGAACGAUUGAAUAGAGAUCUAGAAGCACAAUCUCCUAUCUCUGAUUUAGAGACAAUAAGCCCACUAAGUGACGUUUCCUCAUGCUCUCCCAGCCUGGAUCUUCCUAAAAAACCUCUAGAUUUUAAUGCCAUACCUUAUUUACCAUGGAGCUCUAGAGAUAGAUACUCUUCUAUGGAUAAACCAAAUACUAUUAUCCCUUCUACCUUGAUUGAAUUACAAAGUAUAAAUUCAGAUAAAAGAGAAGAAGAGUUUAUGUUAAAUCUACCCUCAUUAAAUUCUAAGAAGAGAAAUGAUUCGGAUGUUAGAUUAUCCAUACCGCAACAUAGGAGCAAGACUCCUAUUAAACCAAUCAUCAGAAAUGAUUCCAGAAGCUUGCAUCUUAUAGUAAGUUCUGGUAACGGUUCUCUAGACGAUGCUACAAUAUAUGCAACUGAGCUCAAUGCAUCAUCUUCUUCAACGUCUCAUCGUAUAUAUAAUUGUUCAUCAUCAACUUCAAAAAGUAAGGAAUCAAGUUACAAUAUUCCUAUCAUACAAAGUGUUUGGGAGCGUAUAACGAUUCCUGUAAAUCAUAAGAUAAAAGAAAAACACAAAAAAUUGAGAAGCACUUAUUUUGGUGAUAUUUAUGAUUCAGAAGAUGAACAAAUAUCUACAAAAGAUGACUAUGCCUUAAUUCGUGGAUAUGAAUUUAACAUUGAUUUCAAUGAAGAACCAACCACACGCCCAAACAAAACUGUUAGAUGGAAUGUACCAGCUUGA